Messenger RNA from Alternaria burnsii, 4968 nucleotides. Its product is annotated as d-xylulose reductase a. Gene Ontology annotation, molecular function: zinc ion binding; L-iditol 2-dehydrogenase (NAD+) activity. Lineage: Eukaryota; Fungi; Ascomycota; Dothideomycetes; Pleosporales; Pleosporaceae. Bases 1 to 4968 code for a protein of 1655 amino acids. The transcript is spliced from 10 exons. The record is from RefSeq and is a predicted model, not a curated record. Gene Ontology annotation, biological process: D-sorbitol catabolic process.
AUGCGCUGCUCGUGGUGCCUUGACUUUAGCCCCGCCAUGGCUAGCCCGGGCCCACGUUGGACCUUGACGGUAUACACACGCGCCUUGCAUCAAUCUGUCUUGGUGCUAAAUCCGCAUGCAGUCCUCGACCUACCCCAGCUUUACACCAAGCCCUCCGCAGAGGCCCUCCUCGACACGCUCGCGCUCCUCACCACCGGUCCGCGGUCAUGGGAAUACACAAGCACGAGUGAUGAAGCCGGUAAUCGAGUGGAUUCUGGUGAGCCUGUUGUCCACGUCAACCCAGAGGGCGUCACACGAUAUCUCACUACCAUCAUCAGUAGCGGUUUACAAUGGAUUCAAGACGAUGAGGUCAAGGAGCGCAUCUGGGAUCAGGCCAGCGCCCGGCUGAGCGAGCGCUCCGGUCGAUCUGCCAUGAGCACCAUGUCUCGCACAUUCCAAAUCCCUACCGCCUCUGAAUCGUUCGAGCUCAAGAUUCACGAGCCUGCUAUGACAGGCGACGAUCUAGGCCUGAAGACAUGGGCUGCUUCAUACAUGCUUGCUAAGCGCCUCAAGAGCUUCAACCUCGUGCUGCCAGAUACACAUGAGAGGUUACAGGUCCUGGAGCUUGGGUCUGGUACCGGUUUAGUAGGAUUAGCAAUGGCCGGCCUUGGCGCAGACGUUGUUCUGACAGACCUACCCAGCAUUUGCCCGAACCUGGCCUACAAUGCGCAGCAGAAUCGAGAAAUUGUCAGUCUCAAUGGUGGAGCAGUCCGCACAGCUGUGCUUGACUGGACACAUCCCACUCACUGUGAACCUUUGCCAAACGUCAACGGUACUGGCGACAAUCUAGUCAUUCCUGCAAAAUUCCCCUUAAUCUUGGCCGCAGAUUCACUAUACUCUCCACAUCACCCACGCAUGUUAGUUGAUACCAUUGCCGCUUGGCUUUCUCCGGACAACGACGCUAGAGUAAUCAUCGAGUUUCCAUACAGAGACUGUUACUUGCCCGAGAUCAAGGACUUCCGUCGCCGGAUGCUUGAGCUCGGCUUAGAGAUAUUGGAAGAGGGAGAGGAGAGGGGACGGGAUGACUGGGGACCGUCAGAGACAAGCGAAGAUCCAGAUGAUGAAGCGCUCAACCCUUCUUUCAUCCUCCAAGCCAAGGACAAGCUCACCUACGAAGACCGACCAAUUCCCGAACUCCCCUCUCCAUACGAUGUCAUCAUCAGACCACGAUGGACCGGUAUCUGCGGUUCGGAUGUGCACUACUGGGUUGAAGGGCGCAUCGGUCACUUUGUAGUUGAGAAGCCCAUGGUUCUCGGCCACGAAUCAGCUGGUGUCGUACACAAAGUUGGCGACAAGGUCAAGAGCCUAAAAGUUGGUGACGAGGUUGCUAUGGAGCCCGGUGUGCCUUGCCGCCGUUGCGUACGAUGCAAAGAUGGAAAAUACAAUCUUUGCCCUGACAUGGCCUUUGCUGCCACACCCCCAUACGAUGGCACACUCGCGCGGUAUUACACACUGCCAGAGGACUUCUGCUACAAACUUCCCGAGAACAUGAGCAUGGAGGAGGGUGCGCUUAUCGAGCCUACCGCUGUCGCUGUACACAUCACAAGGCAAGCUGCGAUCAAGCCCGGAGACUCGGUCGUAGUAUUCGGUGCAGGUCCCGUCGGUUUGCUGUGCUGCGCUGUCGCAAAGGCAUACGGCGCAAAGAAGAUUGUGACUGUAGACAUCAACGACGAACGCCUCAACUUUGCACUCAAGUAUGCCGCAAACGCAAGCUUCAAGAGCCAAAGAGUGAGCGCACAAGGAAACGCCGAGAAUUUGAUCAAGGAAUGUGAUUUGGGUUCGGGCGCAGAUGUCAUUAUCGAUGCGUCGGGUGCUGAGCCCUGUAUUCAAACCGCCAUCCACGCGCUACGCAUGGGCGGAACAUAUGUUCAGGGUGGCAUGGGCAAACCCGACAUCAACUUUCCCAUCAUGGCCAUGUGCACCAAGGAACUCAAUGUCAAGGGCUCCUUCCGUUACGGCUCAGGCGACUAUCAAACCGCUAUUGACCUAGUGGCUAGCGGACGCAUCUCAGUCAAGGAACUCAUCACCGGUAAGGUCAAGUUCGACGAGGCGGAGAAGGCGUUUGCAGAUGUCAAGGGUGGCAAGGGCAUCAAGAUAUUGAUCGAAGGCCCUGCUGAGCAAUACUCCAUCAUGGGAGCAGGCGGAGGCACAUCGUUCGCUAGGCUCUUUACGCCACAAAAGAUAGCCUUUCAUUUCUUCUUCUGGGGAUUUCAUUGGGCCCUUUUCGGUAUAGGAUGGUGGAAACAACAGGGAGAUGCACGUUUGGCGCCACUGAAUGCCCUUCAGUACUCAGUAUGGGUAUCUCGGGGUGCAGGUCUUGUUCUGUCUGUUGACACAAUGGUUAUCGUCAUGCCUAUGUGCAGAAAUAUCCUCCGGUGGCUCCGCCCGAAAGUGCGCGUGCUGCCACUUGACGAGUCCCAAUGGUUUCACCGCCAAGUCGCCUACGCUAUGCUGUUCUUCACUAUCCUCCACGUGGCGGCGCAUUAUGUCAACUUCUUCAAUGUUGAACGUGUGCAGGUCCGCCCUCAGAUCGCGCUACAAAUCCACUACGCCGAGGCUGGUGGUAUCACAGGGCACAUUAUGUUAUUAUGCAUGCUUCUGAUCUAUACUACAGCGCACCACAGGAUCCGACAGCAGUCAUUCGAGACGUUCUGGUACACGCAUCACUUGUUCAUUCCGUUUCUACUCGGCAUGUACACGCACGCAACCAGCUGUUUCGUCCGUGACACUGUCCCAGCUUUCUCUCCCUUCGAUAGCGACAAUUUCUGGACUCACUGCAUUGGUUACGAGGGUUGGCGAUGGGAGCUCGUUGGUGGCGGCCUCUACUUCUUCGACCGUUUGUACCGAGAGAUUCGUUGCAGACGCCAGACACAGAUCGUCAAAGUUGUGCGCCACCCAUACGAUGCUGUCGAGAUCCAAUUCACGAAGCCCAGCAUGAAGUACAAGCCAGGACAGUGGCUCUUCCUGAAUUGUCCUGAUGUCAGUUACCACCAGUGGCAUCCAUUCACCAUCACUUCCUGCCCCAACGACCCGUAUAUUUCUGUUCACGUACGUCAAGUCGGUGACUUCACCCGCGCUCUCGCCGAUGCCCUUGGUGCCGGUCAAUCGCAAUCAAAGCUCUACGACGAGCUCGACCCUAUGGGCAUGUACGAGAUCGCUCUUCAGCACGGCCAAAAGAUGCCUGCUCUACGUAUCGAUGGGCCUUACGGAGCUCCCGCAGAAGACGUCUUCGAGAACGAAGUCGCAGUUCUUAUUGGCACCGGUAUUGGUGUCACACCAUGGGCCUCGAUUCUCAAAUCUAUCUACCACCUCCGCCUCAGCCCGAACCCUCCUAAGCGUCUCCGUCGCGUCGAGUUCAUCUGGGUCUGCAAAGACACGUCGUCAUUCGAAUGGUUCCAGACCUUGCUUUCAUCGCUCGAAGCUCAAUCUCUCGGUGGUGCGGAUGGAGACCAAUUCCUGCGGAUCCACACAUAUCUCACACAGAAGAUGGAUGUUAACACUGCGCAAAAUAUCGUGCUUAACUCAGUGGGCACUGACAAGGACCCACUCACCGAACUCAAAUCCCGCACCAACUUUGGACGUCCAGACUUCCAGCGCCUGUUCUGCGGUAUGCGAGAUGGUAUUCUGGACCGCACAUACAUGAACGGAUUAGAAAGCACUCUACGCACAGAGUUCUCUUUCGUUCGUUCAAUGGCAUCUCUUCCCCUCUUCCACAGCUGGGCGUCGGAGAUCAAAAACGCACUCAACAUCGAAGAGAAACCUAAGAUGAACGGCACAAGCACUGAGGCUGCGCCAGCAGCGGUAAACGGCGUCAGCAAGUCGAAUGGCACUGAUGUCAAGUUCUCAACCAAGGCGAACAUUGGUGUUUACACGAACCCCGCGCACGAUCUUUGGGUCGCGGAGGCGGAACCGAGUUUGGAGGAAGUGCAAAGAGGUGGAGACCUGAAGCCAGGAGAGGUUCUUCUCAAUGUCAAGAGCACCGGUAUCUGCGGUAGUGACAUCCACUUCUGGCAUGCUGGUUGCAUUGGUCCUAUGAUAGUCGAGGACACUCACGUCCUGGGUCACGAAUCCGCCGGCACAGUUAUGGCCUGCCACCCCUCAGUAACAAACCUCAAGCCUGGCGACCGUGUAGCCAUCGAACCCAACAUCAUCUGCGGUGAAUGCGAGCCGUGCCUUACAGGUCGCUACAACGGCUGCGAGCGCGUACAGUUCCUCUCCACUCCUCCCGUCACCGGUCUUUUGCGUCGUUACCUCAAGCAUCCAGCAAUGUGGUGCCACAAGCUCCCCGACAGCAUGACUUUCGAGGACGGCGCCAUGCUUGAGCCUCUCUCCGUGGCCCUCGCAGGAAUGGACCGUGCAAACGUCCGCCUUGGUGACCCAGUUAUCGUUUGUGGCGCUGGUCCGAUCGGUCUUGUAACUCUUCUCUGCUGCCAAGCAGCAGGCGCGACUCCCAUUGUCAUAACCGACAUUGAUCAAGGCCGUCUUGACUUUGCCAAAUCGCUAGUCCCAGGCGUUCUUACCCACAAAGUGGAAUUCAGCCACUCACCCACCGACUUCCAAGAUGCCAUCCUCAAACUCACAGAUGGUGUUGAGCCCUCGCAUGCCAUGGAGUGCACUGGUGUUGAAAGUUCCAUCAACGCUUGUAUUCAGACUGUAAAGUUUGGCGGCAAGGUCUUCGUUAUCGGUGUCGGCAAGAACGAGAUGAAGAUUCCUUUCAUGAGAUUGAGUACCCGGGAGGUAGAUCUGCAGUUCCAGUACCGAUACUGCAACACAUGGCCCAAGGCCAUCCGGUUAUACAAGAGCGGUGUCAUUGAUCUGAGCAAGCUUGUCACUCAUAGGUUCAAGUUGGAGGAUGCGGUUGAGGCAUUCAAGACCGCUGCGGAUCCCAAGACUGGUUGCAUCAAGGUGCAGAUCCAGAGCUUGGAUUAG